GCCAUAAAUCCAGCUGUGCCGACCAGGAAACCUCUGUUUCCUCCCCCCGGCACGUGUGUGUUUAACCGUAAAACCCGCGUCCCGGCAAACGCGGCACUGAGGUUUUGGGGAGAGGGGGGCUCGCUGUUCCCUCCCCCUGCCCCCCCCCCCCAUCCCAGCCCCCCAGGCUGGCGGGGAUCCUGGAGCCGCCCCGGCCAAGCUGGACCCUCUCUGAAGUUGAGCAAGAAGCCGCCGGAUCCAGGAAACUCAACCGGGAAUAAACACGAAACGGGUUGAAACGGGGCCACGAGGCGCCGCGCCAGGGUCGGGAACCGCCGUGCCGAACCCCACCCCGGGUCCCGUCCCCCCCCCCCCCCCAGCACACCGACAUCCCACACCAGGGUGGGGUGCGGCAGGAGAGGUCACGCAGGAGGGUCCCCCAGGCUGCUGGGUGGCCGUGCCUCAGUUUCCCCUUGGCACAGCGGUGCUGGGGGUGGGGAGCAGCGUGAGCCGGGGUUGAGGCUGUUCCUGGCGCCAGGAGGAAUGUGAGGCUGGGCCCCCCCCCCGAGGAGGAUGGUGCUGCGGGCCGCGGCGCUGGCCACGCACCUCUGCCUCCUGGCCGCCCUCCGCCCCAGCGACCCCAACGUCUGCAGCUACUGGGAGAGCUUCACGGCGGCGGUGAAGGAAUCCUACACCAAACCCCAUGUUGUGUCUUCUGCCGAGGCCUGUCCCGGGGUGCUGGGGCCCCCCCUGCCCUGCCUGCAGCAGAGGAUCGUGUACCGCACUGAGUACCGGCAGGCAGUCCGGACCGACUACCGGAGGCGUUACCAGUGCUGCCUGGGCUACUACGAGAGCCAGAACUCCUGCAUCCCGCGCUGCACCCACGAGUGUGUCCACGGCCGGUGCGUGGCUCCCGACCUUUGCCAGUGCGAGCCGGGCUGGCGGGGUACCGACUGCUCCAGCGAGUGUGACGAGCAGUCGUGGGGGCCGGGCUGUGGGCACCGCUGCUCCUGCCACCACGGGGCCCCCUGCGACCCCCUGAGCGGGGCCUGUUCCUGCCCCCCCGGCUUUGCCGACCCGCUGUGCCACCAGCCGUGCCCACCGGGCACCUACGGCCCGGGCUGCCGCCUGUCCUGCCCCUGUCACCACCGGGCCCCCUGCAACGCCUCCACCGGUGCCUGCCUCUGCCCCCCGGGGCUGGCCGGCCCCCUCUGCGAGGUGCCCUGCCCCAAGGGGACACCCUGCGACACCUCCUGCCCCUGCCAGAACGGGGGCAUCUGUCACCCCCCCAACACCAGCACCUGCGUCUGCCCCCACGGAUGGAUGGGGGAGAUCUGCUCCAUGCCGUGCCCCCCCGGGCGCUUCGGCCCCGGCUGCCAGGGCGAGUGUCGCUGCCACAACGGGGGCCACUGUGACCCCUGGGGGGGGCAGUGCCAGUGUGCCCCUGGAUUCACCGGAGAGCAGUGCCGGGAGAGGUGCCCGGUGGGUCGGUACGGGCAGGACUGCCGGGAGAGCUGCGACUGUGCCAACGGCGGGCAGUGCUUCCACGUGGACGGGAGCUGCCUGUGCGAGGCCGGCUUCCAGGGCAGCCGCUGCCAGGACCGCCACUGCCUGCCCGGCCUCUUCGGCCUCCGCUGCCAGAGCCGCUGCCUCUGCCACCCCCAGCACAGCCAGAGCUGCCACCCGUUGCUCGGGGAGUGCGUGUGUCACCCUGGUUGGGCCGGGCUUUUCUGCAACGAGAGUUGCCCCCCCGGCUCCUUCGGGGCCGGCUGCCUGCAGGCCUGCCUCUGCCUCCACGGGGGGGUCUGCGACGGGACCACCGGCCACUGCCGCUGCCCCCCCGGCUACACGGAUGAGCACUGCUCCUCCCUGUGCCCCCCUGACACUUUCGGGACGAACUGCUCGGGGCGCUGCUCCUGCCAGCACGCCCUCUCCUGCUCCCCCCUCGACGGCUCCUGCCUCUGCAAGGAAGGCUGGCACGGACCCGACUGCUCGACCCCGUGUCCCGCUGGUAUUUGGGGUCCCGGCUGCAACCGGACCUGUGCCUGCGCCCACGGGGCAGCUUGUGACCCCCAAAGCGGGACCUGCAGUUGCCCGCCGGGCUGGCAGGGCCCCCGCUGCCUGCAGCCCUGCGCGAACGGGACAUUCGGAGCGGGCUGCGGGCAGCGCUGCGACUGCGCUCACGCCGACGGCUGCGAUCCGGUGACGGGAGCGUGCCGCUGCCUCCCCGGCUGGACGGGGCCGCAGUGCAAGCAGGGCUGCCCCCCCGGUUUUUGGGGCCGGGGUUGCCGCACGCCCUGCUCCUGCCGCAAUGGGGCCACUUGCUCACCCCAAGACGGAGCCUGCGCUUGCGCCCCGGGGUACCGCGGCCCCACCUGCCAGCGCCCCUGCCCACCCGGCCGCUACGGCAAGCGCUGCUCCCUGAGCUGCUCCUGCGCCAACGGCUCCUCCUGCCACCCCGCCAACGGCUCCUGCCUCUGCGCCCCGGGCUGGCGCGGCCCCCGCUGCGCCCAGCCCUGCGACCCCGGCUCAUGGGGGGAAGCCUGCGCCCAGCCCUGCCUGUGCCAGCACGGGGGGACGUGUCACCCCGCCGAGGGGACCUGCCGCUGCCCGCCGGGCUGGACGGGGACGUUCUGCGGGGAAGUCUGCCCCCCCGGGACCUUCGGGCUCCAGUGUCACCAGCUCUGCCGCUGUCCCCACAACGUCACCUGCCACCCGGCCAGCGGGACCUGCCCUUGCGCCCCGGGCAGGAUCGGGCCCCUCUGCGAGCCCGGGACCCCCGAGCAGCCCUACACCAUCGUGCCGGCCCCCCCGGCAGCCUACAGCUCGCUGGGGGUGGUGCUCAGCCUGGUGGCCCUGGUGGCCCUGCUGGUGGCCGCGGUGGCCCUGGCGCUGUGCUACCGCCACCGCCAGAAGGGCAAGGAGGGCCGGCACCUGGCCGUGGCCUACACGGCAGGACAGACGGACACCUCGGACUACGUGGUGCCGGACGUGCCACUGAGCCACCACGCGCACCACUACUCCAACCCCAGCUAUACCACGCUGUCCCGCUGCCCGCUGCCGGCCCCCGGCGCCCGCAAGGCACCCGGCACCCCGCUCUUCCCCGGCACAGAGAGACCCCCCGGCCCCGAAGGCAACGCCACGCUGCCUCCCGACUGGAAGCACCUCGGGGCACCGGCUCUGGCCCCCCGGGGAUCCACUGGGAAGGUGCUGAGGUGGGUGGAGGAUGUUCAUGGGGUGGAGCAAAAGGGGGGGGGACCCCAAACGUGCCCCGUUCCAGGGGGGCAGCUGGACCGGAGCUACAGCUGCAGCCUGGGGAAGUACAAGGGCAAAGAACCCUCCCCGGAGGGGCUGGGGAUCAGCACCAGCUCCCUGGCCAGUGAGAACCCCUACGCCACCAUCAAGGAGCUGCCCCCCGGCCCCGGGAGGGCCCCCGAGGGCAGCUACAUGGAGAUGAAAUCCCCAGUCCGGCGGGAGAUGUCCUACGCCGAGAUCGGGGUCCUGGAGGAGCCGCCCCAGGAGGAGAGUUGUCCCGGCGGGGCCGAAGGUGUCACCCCCCCAGCCCCCCCCAGCCACUACGACUCCCCCAAGAACAGCCACAUCCCCAGCCACUACGACAUGCCACCCGUCCGCCACUGCCCGCCGUCCCCCCCGCUGCGCAGGAAGGACCGCUGAGGGACCGUGGGGACAAGGGACAGGGGGACCCCCCCGCCCCCCCCCCCCCCCGGGAGGGGCCGGGGUGCCCCAGGCCUGUCCCUGUCCCCGAGCUCGGGGGUGCGGGCGGUGAAUAAAGGGGUUGUCGGUGCGGAA
Molecule: messenger RNA, 3789 nt
Organism: Tyto alba (common barn owl)
Lineage: Eukaryota; Metazoa; Chordata; Aves; Strigiformes; Tytonidae
Gene: PEAR1
Product: platelet endothelial aggregation receptor 1
Exons: 23
Coding region: 553-3654 (1033 amino acids)
Cellular component (GO): membrane
Molecular function (GO): protein binding
Source: RefSeq, a predicted model, not a curated record